AUAGAUUGUAUGACAUUGAUAAUGAUAAGGGCAGAGUUCCGAAAGUGACUUUUCAAAUUUUUAUCCUAAGACUGUACUAGUAGUACACACUGCAGCUUUGAGAAAUUGCUUUCAAUUGUUAUUGUUCAUGAAGAUUACGUAUAUGUUGAGUCAGGAGUAGUGAAUUGAGUUUUUAAUUACAUUUGUAUAUGUUUGCACCGCCGGCGUUAUUGUAGACAGCGGGUGAUGUCAAUACGAAUCAAUUGUAAAUAACAUUUCUUUAAUUGAAAAACAGUAUGUACCUGUAUAUAAGUUUAUACCAUAAUAAAGAUCACCAACAUCUAUGGCGCAGUUAAUUAUUCUUAAUAAGAGUUCUGGGUUGCGACUAUGUAACUCAAUAAUAGUGUUCCACGUAUUCACCUACUGGUCAUCUUCCACUGCAGUGGCGUCUUUUCAGGUCUAUAGGUCAACAAUUCGCGAGAUCGAAAUUAUUUGUGGAAAUGUCUAAAAUUAUACCUUUAACUUAUUUUAUCUUAACUUUUCUUGCUUCAACAAUGACGUCCAAAGGUGAAUCCUCAAGCUUGCGUGUAAAUAAUCGUUCCACACGAUAUCAAGAAAAUCUACAUUUGAUGAAAGCACAUGAAGUUGACGACGGAACCAAAGCAGUGCUCAUCUCCAUGGCAGGGAUUGCAGCAUUGUCAUCAAUUGUCAGCAACAGCAUCAUCGUCCACAGUGUUCGAGUCAACCAACACAUGCACACAACAACCAACUACUUCAUCGUCAACAUGGCGUGUGCUGAUAUCUUUCUUGUUCUGUUCAACUGUCCUUAUAACAUAUAUUAUAACAUCAAAUGGUUUGYUUGGWUCCCAGGGCGCGUCGGGCAGAUCACUUGCAUUCUUUCUACUUUCACCCAGUUCACAUUAGGAGCGGCUUGUUCAACAUUUAGUCUUGUGGUGAUAUCGUUUGAUAGAUUGAUGGCAGUGUAUCGUCCUCUCAAGUACAAAAGUUACCGUCCAUCGACYAAAUACAUUAUAAUACUAACAUGGUUAGUCUCACUUGGAUUAGCAUCAACAUUGGUUCUUAAUACGCAUUCGAUCUUGGUCACUUUGUCAAACCAUGAGGCACUAUGCAUMCCAAAGAACUCGUCUACAUCUAUUAUUAUUAUAAUGAUUUGCAGCAUUCUGGUACCACUUACUGUCGUCAUCAUACUCUGCUUUGCGAUUGGCUACAAGGUUUGGAAGAGAAAAGUCCCCGGAGAAGGUGGACAACAGGCUGCUGACAGGACAUGUAGGAAAGUAACCUACAUGAUAAUAUCAGUUGUUCUGGCAUUUAUUGUUGCGUGGGCUCCAGUUUUUACCAAUGGUAUUCUCUUUUAUUAUAUCAAAUCUCAUAGCGUGUUAGUUGUUGGAAUUCUGUGGCCUCUUACAUGCUCAUUUAUGUAUCUUAACGGCUCAUUUAACUUUGCUAUCUACUAUAUCUUUAGCGAAAACUAUCGUAGUGCAUUCAGGGGUUUGUUUAACAGCUUAAAGUCGAUGUUUCCGCGACGGGCAGCUAUCAUUAGCACGACUGGUCAAGGGGUGACACCCGAAGGGGGUGUAAUAAAUCUGGGUUGUUUGAGAAAAGAAAAUCUUGACUAAUCAGAUUCUUUUCAAGGAACAACAGCUUCCAAGAUUUAGAUUGUAUGCCUUGAUAAUGAUAAGGGCAGAGUUCCGAAAAUGACUUUUCAAAUUUUUAUCCUAAGACUGUACUAGUAGUACACACUGCAGCUUUGAGAAAUUGCUUUCAAUUGUUAUUGUUCAUGAAGAUUACGUAUAUGUUGAGUCAGGAGUAGUGAAUUGAGUUUUUAAUUACAUUUAGUUAACCGAGUAUGUUUGCACCGGCGUCAUUGUAGAAAGCGGGUGAUGUCCAUACGAAUCAAUUGUAAAUACCAUUUCUUUAAUUGAAAAACAGUAUGUACCUCUAUAUAAGUGUAUACCAUAAUAAAGAUCACCAACAUCUAUGGCGCAGUUAAUUAUUUGUAAUAAGUGUUCUGGUUUACAACUAUGUGACACAGAAAAUAAUGUUCCACGUAUUCACCUACUGGUCAUUUUCCACUGCACGGUGUCUUUUCAGUUCUAUAGCUAAACACUUCGCAAGAUCGAGAUUUUUUAUAGAAAUGUC
This is a messenger RNA of Exaiptasia diaphana, 2139 nucleotides long. RefSeq names its product neuropeptide FF receptor 2-like. The transcript has 2 exons. NCBI's taxonomy places the organism in Eukaryota, Metazoa, Cnidaria, Anthozoa, Actiniaria, Aiptasiidae. Gene Ontology annotation, biological process: G protein-coupled receptor signaling pathway. The record is from RefSeq and is a predicted model, not a curated record. Gene Ontology annotation, molecular function: G protein-coupled receptor activity. Gene Ontology annotation, cellular component: membrane. The coding region runs from base 480 to 1616 and encodes 378 amino acids.